GCAAUGGCGCCUCCACGAAAGGCCCGUCACGCCGCCCGUGAACCCCAACCGCGUCGGGUGGUCUUCACACUUCGCACCGUCCUCUAUGCAAUUGCGUUCUUCUUGAUCUUUGGACUGACUGUAUCCGAACUGGGCCUAGUCUCGAGUCAGCUACACAAGUACGGCGAGGGAUACACCAACUAUCCUUCAAAAGGCUACAAGCACACCCUCGGGCUCCUGCUCUUCUCCGUCAUCUGGUCGCUGCUUGGUGUUCUCGGACAUCCUUGGCUUGGAAUUGGGGCGACUGCCAUCUUCUCGUUCAGCGCUGCGGUCUUCUUCGGCGUCGGCGCUGGUUUGAUCCACCUCCGGACUCCGUUCCAGGGGCACUCGUGUAGCUCGAAGCCUGUGGAGGAGUACCCCGUCGAAUGGCAGCCCUAUGCUGAGGAGUGUGCGAUUAUCGUGUCGAUUCAGGGUUGCGCCUGGGCACUUUGGGCUCUUUAUAUCUUCCUGAUGGUUGGGACGAUCGUCCACAAGUUCGAUAUUCGCCGACGUCCCACCCCUGAAGGAUUCUAUCACUCGAAGCCCUAGAAUGCCGUCGAAGUUGCAAGUAAUGCGGUCUACGUCCCUCCCUUUCCGCUCAUCAUCAUCGUCACUUUUCUUUCUUUCCUUGUCUAUUAACAUUUAGUUCUACUGACAAUCGAUUUAACGAACAUGGAAUGGAAUUCACGAAUCUCGUCAGACA
Coprinopsis cinerea okayama7#130 is the source of this 721-nucleotide messenger RNA. RefSeq lists its product as hypothetical. The record is from RefSeq and is a predicted model, not a curated record. Bases 4 to 567 code for a protein of 187 amino acids. Lineage: Eukaryota; Fungi; Basidiomycota; Agaricomycetes; Agaricales; Psathyrellaceae. The transcript has 5 exons.